This is a messenger RNA of Vombatus ursinus (common wombat), 1236 nucleotides long. It is a transcript of the gene GSTZ1, whose product is annotated as glutathione S-transferase zeta 1. Gene Ontology annotation, cellular component: mitochondrion; cytoplasm. Bases 46 to 645 code for a protein of 199 amino acids. Gene Ontology annotation, biological process: glutathione metabolic process; L-phenylalanine catabolic process. Gene Ontology annotation, molecular function: maleylacetoacetate isomerase activity; glutathione transferase activity. Lineage: Eukaryota; Metazoa; Chordata; Mammalia; Diprotodontia; Vombatidae. The transcript has 9 exons. The record is from RefSeq and is a predicted model, not a curated record.
CUUCACCAAGCAGAUUUUGAGGGAAGUUGCUCUGUUCACAGCACAAUGGCAGUUCCUGAGAAGCCGGUCCUCUAUUCUUUUUUCCGAAGCUCUUGUUCCUGGAGAGUUCGAAUAGCUCUGGCUCUCAAGGAGAUUGACUAUGACACCUUUCCUAUUAGCCUCAUAAAGGAUGGAGGGCAGCAGUUUACUAAGGAAUUCCAGGCACUGAGCCCAAUGAGUCAAGUGCCAGCCCUGAAGAUUGAUGGCAUUACCCUUACCCAGUCACUGGCCAUCAUUGAGUAUCUGGAAGAGACACGACCCACACCCGUCAGGCUCCUGCCACAGGACCCCAAGAAAAGAGCCAGCGUUCGCUUGAUCUCAGAUCUCAUUGCUAGUGGGAUUCAGCCCCUGCAGAACUUAUCUGUCCUAAAGAAAGUGGGCCAAGAGGCCCAGCUGACAUGGGCACAAGAAGUCAUCAGCUCUGGCUUUGAAGCCCUAGAGCACAUCCUGCAAAGCACAGCAGGGAAGUACUGCGUGGGAAAUGAGAUCUCCAUGGCUGACUUAUGCCUGGUGCCUCAGGUGGCUAAUGCUCAGAACGACCCCGAGAGAAGGUUGGCCAGGAGGACAUGUCUCUCCCUCCUCUCUCUUCCCAUUGGCUGGUCAUGAUAUUUAACACCAGAGUAGGAGACACUUCAUCCAGAAGUUGGAAUUGAAGAUUUGGUGAUGUAGGAAGCCAGGAACUGCCUGUGGAGAAAAUACUUGCAAUACUUGAGGGAUGGGGAGGGGAGGAAAGAAUUUCUCCCCCUUCCCACCCCUAUCAUUAGCCAUGUGGAGCUACUGGACCAGUAGGAGACAUUGCAUCCAUCAGGGAGCAUACACAUGUUCUAGACAGGCCCAGACACCGAGAGACAGUCACCCAAGGAAGAAAAGCAACUUCAAGGAGUGUGAUCCCUGGCAAUUGAGAGUUGGGCCGUGGAGAGCAGUAAACCCUGGGAACUCCCCGUAAGGACUCUCCGGAGAGAGGACUUUUGGGCCUGGCAGUACUGGGACUUGUGGGGUACCUUUGCCACAUAUGUAUCCUAUAAAGUGUCCCACUACCACUGAUAACAUGCUUGAGACCCUUCCUCCCAUGGAUUUUGUAUUUGUGGGAGGUGUCCUAGAAUGUUUUACAACUACAAGAGCAGCUAGUGGAUAGAACACUGGGCCUGAAGUCAGGAAGAUCUGAGUUCAAAUUCCAUCUCAGACACGUAUUAGCUG